CCGGUAAAAUAGUCUGUCUUUUAAACGGGCCUGGCCCCUGAAGCGGGAAAUUGCCGCGGCACUACCUGCCUGGCCAAGCGAAAUUGCUACUGCCAGCUUCUGUGUUCUUCUACGAUGUCGAAGAAGAAGCUCUUCACGCCACUUUCUAUUUUCAUGAGAAAACGCCUAACUUCGAUUCCCCCUGAUUUCCCCUUCAACUCUUCUCAAUUUAAAUGCUCCACUUCUCUCUUAUCGCCACCACCUUCGAUUACACCAUAUGAUCGCCUUUUACACGAACCCUCGCGCUAUUUUGGAAAUGUUAGGGUUUCUAUCAGAAGUGUUUGCUCGGCAUCUUCCCAGAAAAUCGAAAGUAGGUGCUGGAACUGUCAUGCUAUCCCCGAAUCAGCACCGUUUUUGGUUUGCCAGUCUUGUAGGAGCAUUCAGCCCGUGGAUAAAUCCAUAGACUAUUUUGACAUAUUCGGACUGGAGAAGAACUAUGAUAUUGAGGUUAAGAACUUGGAAGGCGAGUACAAAAACUGGCAAAAGAAAAUACACCCGGAUUUAGUGCAUUCAAAAUCUGAGAAAGAAAGAGAUUUUGCUGCUGAACAAUCUGCCAAGGUGAUUGAUGCAUAUCGGACACUUACUAGACCUUUGUCAAGAGCAAUUUACUUGUUGAAGCUUGAGGGAAUAGAAGUUGAUGAUGAACAGACUGUUUCAGACCCUGAACUACUAGCUGAGAUUUUGGAAAUCAGGGAAGCAGUUGAAGACGCUGCUGACUCUGAGGCUUUAAAUCACAUUCGCUCUGAGAUGCAGGAAAAGUUGAAGCACUGGUCUAAUGUCUUUGCUGAUGCAUUUCAAAGCCGUAACUUUGAAGAAGCUAAAUCAUCGAUUCAAAGAAUGACAUACUAUGAGCGUGUAACUGACGAAGUAGCAAAGAAACUUUGAUAUAGGCUCUAGGUCAAAAGUGAUUUACACUUGUUAGAAGGUCAAAUUCAGGAAAUAAGAGCGAAGUGGUUUCCAUUUGUAUUCCAUUUCAUUGCUAACAUUUGUCGCUAAUUGAGGUGAGCAUGAGAGGAGAAUGGAGGAUAAAAGCAAACAAUUACUCGUUCCUUUAUUAUAGAAGUUGGUGGCAUGAGACCACAGUGGUGGUAGUUCUGGAGGGGUGCCAUGUCUGAGCUUUCUACUUCCACUCUUAUUGAGCAAGAGGAAGUGCGGUCAGUAAACAGCUCCCACCUUUUCUCUCUGUAGUUUAUUACGUCGUGAACGCGAUACAAGGGGCCCCUUUUUGGUUUUUGCUUGUGUGAUUUUAAAAUCAUUCUAGUGCAGACCUGGAGGAUUGGGACAUUCCUUUUGUGGCACCUGAUGGACCUGUCUGAAGAAUUUGAACGUGAGUCGUCCAAUUUGUGACAUGGUACCUUAAUGCUGCUGAUGAUUGAGAGUUCUUUUUUUUUUUUUGCCAUGACAUCAUUAUACUUCCCUAGCUUUGGGGAGCUUGUGUAAUGCAAUUUGGGUUUACACGCACAACUAUUAAAUCGACUACAAUCCACGCUCGUGUUGAUUGAUGUUU
Messenger RNA from Neltuma alba, 1546 nucleotides. Its product is annotated as iron-sulfur cluster co-chaperone protein HscB homolog. Gene Ontology annotation, molecular function: ATPase activator activity; protein-folding chaperone binding. The transcript has 6 exons. Lineage: Eukaryota; Viridiplantae; Streptophyta; Magnoliopsida; Fabales; Fabaceae. Bases 115 to 924 code for a protein of 269 amino acids. Gene Ontology annotation, biological process: protein complex oligomerization; [2Fe-2S] cluster assembly. The record is from RefSeq and is a predicted model, not a curated record.